Molecule: messenger RNA, 3149 nt
Organism: Urocitellus parryii (Arctic ground squirrel)
Lineage: Eukaryota; Metazoa; Chordata; Mammalia; Rodentia; Sciuridae
Gene: Dgke
Product: diacylglycerol kinase epsilon
Biological process (GO): phospholipase C-activating G protein-coupled receptor signaling pathway
Cellular component (GO): membrane
Molecular function (GO): ATP-dependent diacylglycerol kinase activity
Source: RefSeq, a predicted model, not a curated record
CACGGCGGUCUCCUCACCACUUGGGGGCCCACAGUCGGGCCCUGCGGUGGGGGCGCGGGACCGCCAGCGGAGGCCUGGGCUAGAGUUAGACUCCGGCCUUGGAAAAGAUGGAAGGCGAGGGGCAGCCGGGGUCGGGCCCGCCCGCCGAGGGCCUGCUCGCCGACGGGCACCUGAUCCUGUGGACGCUGUGCUCGGUGCUGCUGCCCGUGUUCAUCACCUUCUGGUGUAGCCUGCAGAGGUCGCGCCGGCAACUGCACCGCAGGGACAUCUUCCGCAAGAGCAAGCACGGGUGGCGGGACACGGACCUGUUCAGCCAGCCCACCUACUGCUGCGUGUGCGCCCAGCACAUUCUGCAGGGUGCCUUCUGCGACUGCUGCGGGCUCCGAGUGGACGAGGGCUGCCUCAAGAAGGCCGACAAACGCUUCCAGUGCAAGGAGAUCAUGCUCAAGAGUGAGGGCAGGGCCCUGGAUGUCAUGCCCCACCACUGGAUCCGAGGCAACGUGCCCCUGUGCAGUUACUGUGUGGUGUGCAAGCAGCAGUGUGGCAGUCAGCCCAAGCUCUGCGAUUACAGGUGUAUUUGGUGUCAGAAAACARUACAUGAUGAGUGCAUGAAAAAUAGCUUAAAGAAUGAAAAGUGUGAUUUUGGAGAAUUCAGAAAUAUCAUCAUUCCACCAAGUUAUUUAACUUACAUUAACCAGAUGCGAAAAGACAAAAAAACAGAUUAUGAAGUGCUAGCCUCCAAGUUUGGAAAACAGUGGACCCCAGUAAUAAUCCUGGCCAACUCCCGCAGUGGAACUAACAUGGGAGAAGGACUAUUGGGAGAAUUUAGGAUCCUGUUAAAUCCAGUCCAGGUUUUUGAUGUAACUAAAACUCCUCCUUUCAAAGCCCUGCAACUUUGUACUCUUCUUCCCUAUUAUUCAGCUCGAGUACUUGUUUGUGGAGGAGAUGGGACUGUGGGCUGGGUCCUGGAUGCAGUUGAUGAAAUGAAGAUUAAGGGACAAGAAAAAUACAUUCCACAAGUUGCAGUCUUGCCUCUAGGAACAGGCAAUGAUCUGUCCAAUACACUGGGUUGGGGUACAGGUUAUGCUGGAGAAAUACCAGUUACACAGGUCCUAAGAAAUGUAAUGGAAGCAGAUGGAAUCAAACUAGAUCGAUGGAAAGUUCAGAUAACAAAUAAAGGAUACUACAACUUAAGGAAGCCUAAGGAAUUCACAAUGAACAACUAUUUUUCUAUUGGACCUGAUGCUCUCAUGGCUCUCAAUUUUCAUGCUCAUCGUGAGAAGGCACCAUCUCUGUUUUCUAGCAGAAUUCUUAAUAAGGCUGUUUAUUUAUUCUAUGGAACCAAAGAUUGUUUAGUGCAAGAAUGUAAAGAUUUGAAUAAAAAAAUUGAGCUAGAACUGGAUGGUGAGCAAGUACAGCUGCCUAAUUUGGAAGGCAUCAUUGUUCUGAACAUUGGCUACUGGGGUGGUGGCUGCAGAUUAUGGGAAGGAAUGGGAGAUGAGACUUACCCACUAGCCAGGCAUGAUGAUGGUUUACUGGAAGUCGUAGGAGUGUAUGGGUCUUUCCACUGUGCUCAGAUUCAAGUGAAACUCGCAAACCCUUUUCGAAUAGGACAGGCACAUACAGUUCGGCUGAUUUUGAAGUGUUCGAUGAUGCCAAUGCAGGUAGAUGGAGAGCCAUGGGCCCAGGGGCCCUGCACUGUCACCAUAACUCACAAGACACAUGCUUCAAUGCUGUAUUUCUCUGGAGAACAGACGGACGAUGACAUCUCUAGUACUUCAGAGCAAGAGGACAUAAAGGAAACUUAGUAGACAAAUGAGAAAAUGAAAACUUAGUGUAGCAUCUGCACAAGCCAGUAGAUACAUGUUCAUCCAAAAGCAGAAAUUCUCUAUCAGCUAUUCAGUCUUAAUUUCACUCAUAGUAUAAUGGAUAUACAUGUAAGGACUGGGAUCUAGCUCAGUGGUAGAAUAUUAGCCUAAUGCAUGAGGCGCUGGGUUCAAUCCCCAGCACAGGAAAAAAAAAAAAAUACAGUAUUUAAUGGGUACACAUUUAUGUAAAUAGCAUUCCCAAAACAAUCAAACUUCCAGUUAGUAUAAAUGCGUAUUCUCUUUUCAGCAUACUUUGACCAUGUUACUAACUUUGGAAAAAUCACUAAAGAUUACUUGAACAUGAAAUGUUUUUCAUGGUUGUAUAUUUUGAGAGUGAAGCUUACUCUGAAAUACGCACUCUCAUUCCUUAUUCUUAAAUAAAAUAUUUGAUGGACAGUAUGUGGGUAGAAAAAUCAUUUCCAUCUUAAUUUUUAAUUCGGUGACUCCAUAUUGUUUUAAAAAUUAGCUUGCUGUUUUGAACGGAAAUGGUUCAUGUCAAACUGGCAUGGUGAAUGCUAGGCAGUCUCCUGCAGCAUGCUUUUUCAAACCCUUAAAGGAGAAAUGUAAAAGAAAGAUAAUGAUCAAAUUUGCGUAAAGUGUUGUUUGGUCAUUUUUAGACUUCUAGAUACUGUUUAUUGUUUGAUAUUAAUCCUGUCCAUGACCAUGUUGAGCGAAAGUUCAGGAUUUUUUCAUUUUGUUUUGUUUUUGUUUGCAGUACUGGGAAUUGAACCCAGGUGCCCAAGGAUUCUAAGCAAGCUCUCUACCACUGAGCUACACCCCCAACCCAAGGAUCUUUUUUUAUAUCAAAAGAGAACCAGAUAGGGGGAUUAAUCUAAAAUACGAUUUAGAGCGUUUUUGGAUUAAAAGCUACAGGUUCCAACAAUUUUAAAAAAAAUGGUUAAAAGAAACUUACUGAUCAGUUAAUUGCUCAAAAAAGUUCAAGACUAACUCAUGUUUUCAAUAUUCAAUGGUCUUCUAAGAUUUUAAAAUAGGGUAGUCUUUCAUAUUUAAAACUCUUAGAAGAAUUUCCCCGUGGGGAGGUAAGUGGACAGAAACCACUGCUAAAAUGUUUAUGUUCUAUUUAUUUUAAAAUGAGAGAUAUAUUUUUAACUUAUUUAUUAUUUACCUUGUUGUAUGAUACUUGUGUUUAGUGUUUACACUGUAUUAUAUAGUUUAUUUAAUAAGUUAAAUUGGUCACAUAAAUUAUCCUAGUUAUAAUUAGAUAAAAAUAUGAAGUCAGGUGCAGUGGCACACAUCUGUAAUUCCAGAGAUUUAGGAGAC